CGCUGAAGUGUCAGUGUUGCAGUAAACAUGGCCACCUUGGCAGAUGUCGGCUGGAAGCUGCUGGAGUUUAAAGCCAGAUCCAAACGCUCAGAGUUUCAGUAGAGUUGUAGUGUAACUGAGAGAGGAUUGCGGUAGAGCUCGUCUAACGAAACAUGGCCACCACUGCCAAUGAGAAUUCCAGUCCGCGGCACAAACUCAACAGAUAUGGCUCCAUUUAUGAACCCCUCAAGCUGUCCAUCCUGCACCACGAGGACGAGCCACUGUGGGAGAAACUGGACCGUUCCUACAAUGCAGUUAAGUCCACUAUACUGAACUAUCAGAGUCCCACCACUGGGCUGUUCCCAGUGAAGACGUGCUCUGACUGUAAGGAGGCGAAGGUGAGGGACUCUCUGUACUGCGCGGCGAGCGCCUGGGCUCUGGCGAUGGCCUACAGGCGUAUUGAUGACGAUAUGGGCCGAACGCACGAGCUGGAGCAUUCUGCUAUCAAGUGCAUGCGGGGGAUCCUGUACUGCUACAUGAGGCAGUCAGACAAGGUGGAGAGGUUUAAGCAGGAUCCGAAUCCGUACACAUGUCUGCACUCCGUGUUCAACGUGCACACCGGAGACGAGGUGUAUUUGUACGAUCAGUACAGCCACCUGCAGAUCGAUGCCGUGUCUCUGUUCCUCCUCUACCUGGUGGAGAUGAUUUGUUCUGGUCUCCAGAUCAUCUACAACACUGAUGAGGUGUCUUUUAUCCAGAACCUGGUGUUCUGCGUGGAGAGGGCGUAUCGCGUGCCGGACUUUGGGAUGUGGGAAAGAGGGAGCAAAUACAACAACGGCAGCACUGAACUCCACUCCAGUUCUGUUGGGCUGGCCAAAGCAGCGCUCGAGGCCAUCAAUGGAUUCAACCUGUUUGGAAAUCAGGGAUGCUCCUGGUCGGUGAUUUUCGUGGAUUUGGAUGCUCACAACCGCAACCGGCAGACCCUCUGCUCCCUGCUGCCCAGAGAGAGUCGAUCACAUAACACGGAUGCUGCCCUCUUGCCCUGUAUCAGCUACCCAGCCUUCGCAGUGGACGACGACGCUCUUUACAGCCAAACGCUGGACAAGAUCGUCCGGAAGCUGAAGGGGAAGUAUGGCUUCAAGCGCUUCCUCCGAGAUGGCUACAGGACGGCCAACGAGGACAAGAACCGGAGAUACUACAGACCGGCAGAGAUGAAGCUGUUUGAUGGCAUCGAGUGCGAGUUUCCCAUAUUUUUCAUCUACAUGAUCAUUGACGGGGUGUUCAGGGGAAACCCGGCGCAGGUCAAGGAAUACCAGGAGCUGCUGCAGGACGUCGUUUUCCAGUCCUAUGAUGGCCAUGCCGUCAUCCCCAAGUACUACUACGUGCCGGCGGACUUUGUGGAGGCUGAGCAGAAGAAGCACGGCAGCCAGAAGCGUUUCCCUAGCAACUCGGGCCGCGAUGGGAUGCUGUUCCUCUGGGGUCAGGCUCUGUACAACAUCGCCAAGCUGCUGGUGGACGGUCUGAUCAGCCCUAAGGAUAUCGACCCCAUCCAACGCUACGUCCCACGGCAGGACCAGAGGAACGUCAGCAUGAGAUACUCCAAUCAGGGUCCCAUUGAAAAUGAUGUGGUGAUCCAUGUGGCGCUUAUUGCAGAGAGUCAAAGGUUGCAGGUUUUCCUGAACACGUAUGGCAUCCAGACGCAGACCCCCCAGCAGGUGGAGCCCAUUCAGAUCUGGCCUCAGCAGGAGCUGGUAAAGGCAUACCGCUUCCUGGCUGUCAACAAGAAGCUGGGGCUUAGUGGGCGUCCAGAAAGGCCAGUGGGCUGCAUUGGGACUUGUAAGAUUUAUCGGAUUUUGGGGAAGACGGUGGUCUGCUACCCGAUCGUCUUUGAUCUCAGUGACUUCUACCUGUCUCAGGACGUCAUGCUGCUGAUCGAUGACAUCAAGAACGCCCUGCAGUUCAUUAAGCAGUGCUGGAAGAUGCCCGGACGGCCUCUGUUCCUGGUGCUCAUCAGGGAGGACAACAUUAAGGGGAGCCGUUUUAACCCUGUGCUGGACAUGCUGGCUUCAUUCAAGAAGGGCAGCAUCGGAGGGGUGAAGGUCCAUGUGGAUCGCCUUCAGACCCUGAUCUCUGGAGCCGUGGUGGAACAGCUGGACUUCCUGCGUGUCAAUGAGGCUGAGAUUCCAGAGUUUAAGAGCUUUGAGGAGCUGGAGUUGCCGAAGCACUCGAAGGUGAAGCGCCAGACAAGCACUCCGAACGCGUCGGAUCUGGAGCAGCAGCCCGAGAUCAACAUCCAGGAGUGGUACCACAGACCCACAUACGAGAUCCUGCAGAAGUUCAACGAUUGUGGUUGUCUUGCCAGCCAAGCGCAGCUCGCCAGCGUUCUCCUGAAGAAAGAGGGUCCCGACUUCUUCAGCAGAGACGAGAGCCUGAAGGACGAGCUGGAGCGGAUCUACAGACAAGCGGGCAGCCGGAAGCUUUGGUCCGUUGUGCGUCUUGCUGCCAGUCUCUUAACUAAGCUAGUGGACAGCCUCGCUCCAAGUAUUACUAGCGUAUUAGUGCAUGGCAAACAGGUGACCCUGGGCCUUUUUGGGCACGAGGAGGCGGUGAUCUCGAACCCACUGUCUCCUGGGGUCAUUAAGGACAUCAUCUACAGUAAGUGCAGCCCCCACGGAGAGCGCGAGGCCGUCCUGCAGCAGGAGCUGGUCAUCCACAUCGGCUGGAUCAUCUCCAACAACCCCGAGCUGUUCAGCGGGAUGCUAAAGAUCCGCAUCGGGUGGAUCGUUCAGGCUAUGAAACACGAGUUGGAGAUCCGUGCUGGGGGCAUGCGUGCCCAGGACAUCUACCAGUUGUCCCCCAGCGACGUCAAACAGCUGCUUCUAGAUGUGCUCCAACCCCAGCAGACCGGCAGAUCGUGGCUGAAUCGAAGGCAGAUAGACGGCUCCCUGAACCGAACUCCGCUCGGCUUUUACGAUCGCGUGUGGCAGAUUUUGGAGAGAACUCGUAAUGGCAUCAUGGUGGCCGGCCGUCACCUUCCCCAGCAACCCACUCUGUCGGAUAUGACCAUGUAUGAGAUGAACUUCUCCCUGCUGGUGGAGGACACGCUGAAGAACAUCAUACUGCCUGAAUACAGGCAGAUUAUAGUGGAGCUGCUGAUGGUGGUGUCGAUUGUUCUGGAGAGAAACCCAGAGCUGGAGUUCCAGGAGUCGGUGGAUCUGGACCGUUUGGUUAAAGAUGCCUUCGCAGACUUCCAGAAAGACCGUGGCCGACCUGAGAGGACUGAGAAACAGGAGGACAUGGAGGCGUUCUAUAACACGCCAGCCUUGGGGAAGAAAGGCACCUCCAGCUACCUGACUAAAGUCGUGAUGAUCCAGCUGCUGCAGGGCGAGGUGAAGCCCAGCAAGGACGACCCCUGCUCCGUCAGCUAAACGGCCUGCGUCUCCACCAGCGCUGGACUUUCUCUCUGUGUGUCUUCAAAACGCCCACCGCUGUCCUAACGGACCACCACUCUCAGCUAAAUCUGCCCAACGUGGGAUUUCUUUUCUGCUUAGGCGCUUUUUCACCCCUUGCCCUCUGACAAACUACCGUGAACUCUUACAUCUAUUUUUAAAACUUACGCUUCUCUCACUUUUCUCUUACUGUAGGGGUUUUUAUUUCAGUUUACAGCAGCAGAAUACAGAGCGCUGUCUUUUUUUUAGAUUUUACCUCAGACACCGUGAGCUGAGUUUGUAGCUGAACACGGUUAACAGAUUUACACCUUUGCCUUGCGUUGCCGUCGUGACAAAAGGGUCUAACGAUAACUUAUUCGUGUGAGGAAACUUUGAUGUAACAAGAUUUUAUUCUAGGCAAUUUUUAAGCAUUUCUGUUGGUCCGUUCAUUAUGAAAUAUUCACACAAUGUAAUGUGCAGUCAAAUGGUGGGAAUAAUAUUUAAAAAGUGAGUUAUGAGGUUAUAUCAUAUCAUAUAUAUAUGGAGACAACAAAACGUGUUACUUCUCACUGUGAACAGGAAAUCCAAGGCAACACUGCACAUGAUAUCUUGAUACGUGAACUCAUCUUAAAUCUAGUAGGUAUAGCUAAUGUUUCUAAUUCGGAGGCUAAUAGAAGAGUUUUCAAAUUAUUUAUGGACUUUUUUCAGUGUUUUAAGUAAUUUAAUCUCAGGUGAUUUUACUUUUCAAGAAACAAUGCUUAAAGGAGCCUUUCGUUCUAAAACAUGCAUUGUUAUUUGUCAUGUUAGUCAUGUUACAGCCACCUAGCAACACCUUAGCAACCACCAGAGGUAUAAUAAACCAGUCAGAAACCCUAGUGGCUCCCUGGAAUAACAUGGGAACCAUUUAGCAACACCCUUGGGAUACCAUAGCAACAACCAGGGAUACCAUAGCAACCAUCUGGCAACACCCUAGCAACCGCCAAAGGUACAAUAGCAACCAGUCAGAAGCUCUAGCAUCUUCCUGGGAUAACAUUGGAACCAUUUUGCAACACAUUAGCAACCACCAGGGAUACCAUAGCAACCAUCUAGUAACACCCUAGCAACCACCAGAGGUACAAUAGCAACCAGUCAAAAACCCUAGCAGCUUCCUGGGAUGACAUGGGACCCAUUAAGCAACACCCUAGCAACAACCAGGGAUACCAUAGCAACCAUCUAGCAACACCCUAGCAACUGCCAGAGGUACAAUAGCCACCAGUCAGAAGCUCUAGCAUCUCCCUGGGAUAACAUUGGAACCAUUUAGCAACACCUUAGCAACCGCCAGGGAUACCACAGCAACCAUCUAGUAACAGCCCUAUCAACCACCAGAGGUACCAUAGCAACCAGUCAGAAGCUUUAGGAGCUCCCUGGUAUAACAUUGGAACCAUUUAACAACACCCUAGCAACCACCAGGGAUACCAUAGCAACCAUCUAGUAACAGCCCUAUCAACCACCAGAGGUACCAUAGCAACCAGUCAGAAGCUUUAGGAGCUCCCUGGGAUAACAUUGGAACCAUUUAGCAACACCCUAGUAACGACCAGGGAUACCAUAGGAACCACCUAACAACACUCUAGCAACCACCAGGGAUGCCAUAGCAAAAACCUUACAACACCCUAGCAACGACCAGGGAUACCAUAGCAACCACCUAACAACACUCUAGCAACCACCAGGGAUGCCAUAGCAAAAACCUUACAACACCCUAGCAACCUCCAAGGAUACCAUAGCAACCACCUAACAACACCCUAGCAACCAGUCAGAAACUGUAGCAGCUCUCUGGGAUAACAUGGGAACCAUUUAUCAACACCCUAGCAACCACCAGGGAUACCAUAGCAACCAUCUAGCAACACCCUGGCAACCACCAGAGGUACCACAGCAACUAAGCAGAAACUCUAGUAGCUCCUUGGUAUAACAUUGGAACCAUUUAGCAACACCCUAGUAACGAUCAGGGAUGCCAUAGCAAAAACCUAAAAACACCCUAGCAACCACCAGCGAUACCAUAGCAACCACCUAACAACACCCUGGCAACCACCUUGGAAACCUUCCUAUUGGUAACAUCGUCUCCUGCUUUUGUCAGAUAGCCAAGCUCAUGUAAAGCUCUUGUAGUUUCAUAGGGCUACCUAUGUAAGCUUUUCAUGAUAACUCACAUAAACCAUAUGGCUUAUGAAGGCAUCAUGUAGCCUUAUGAACGCUGCCCUUCAGUAAAGCGUUACCGAACAAUCCCAUAAUGAGAUUCCCAUAAUAAAUUCACUAGUAUUAAGAUGAUUUCACUUUAUAAGGUAUCAUUUCAGCAGGGAAUAUAUCCAGCCUCUCCAACGGUCCGGUAAGCAGUGCAUUACAGAAUAUUUUAGUGUUUUUAGAGCUCUGCAUGUUUCCUGUUGUGCAUGGAGGGCCAUCAGUGUUGGAAAUGCAGUUAGUGUAGAUAAAGAACGGUGUGUUUUGAAGUGUAUUCAUAGGUGCCCUUUUUUGAAAAGGGGUCACAGCCUCAGUAAAAGGAGAAAAGGUCGCUGUGCACAUUUUAAAAGGGUUUCGGGCCGUCUUGCCGCAGCACCGGGCCUCCAUUAGUUGACUUUUUAGUUAGAAGAAUAGAGCAGAAAUGUAUUCAGUGUGUCACUGUGUGUGUUUGUGUGAGUGUGUUUGACUUUUUUCUUCCUCUUUUUUUUCCAUGCAAUUUACUGUAGAAAAGAAAUAAAUGCUAAUUGCUCACCUGCAUACUGAUGUGUUCUCAUCUCUUCAGAAGAGAAGCUUUAACAUCCCUGAUAACUAAAGCAUCUGCAGAAAACUAUCAAAAUAAAGUGUUUCCAUCAUGACUAAACUCUGUUUUUACGCCCCCUUAUAUCUACUAUUAGUGAUCAACACCAUCAUUAUCAGAAUUAUAUAUUUCUCCAUCUCCUUUUCUUUUCCCUUAUUUUUCUGUGAUUUUUUUUGUUCAUUGAUUCAUCCCACGGUUUUCAAGAUAGCAACAUCAAACCAACUCCAGAUUCUUCUGUCUGACUUUGGGAUGUGGGUAUACAGCUUUUUGACUGGACGU
Colossoma macropomum (tambaqui) is the source of this 6471-nucleotide messenger RNA. It is a transcript of the gene phkb, whose product is annotated as phosphorylase kinase, beta. The record is from RefSeq and is a predicted model, not a curated record. Gene Ontology annotation, molecular function: calmodulin binding. The transcript has 32 exons. The coding region runs from base 153 to 3407 and encodes 1084 amino acids. NCBI's taxonomy places the organism in Eukaryota, Metazoa, Chordata, Actinopteri, Characiformes, Serrasalmidae. Gene Ontology annotation, cellular component: phosphorylase kinase complex. Gene Ontology annotation, biological process: glycogen metabolic process.